This is a messenger RNA of Medicago truncatula (barrel medic), 2795 nucleotides long. RefSeq names its product G-type lectin S-receptor-like serine/threonine-protein kinase At4g27290. Gene Ontology annotation, molecular function: ATP binding; protein serine/threonine kinase activity. The record is from RefSeq and is a predicted model, not a curated record. Bases 151 to 2625 code for a protein of 824 amino acids. Gene Ontology annotation, biological process: recognition of pollen; protein phosphorylation. Lineage: Eukaryota; Viridiplantae; Streptophyta; Magnoliopsida; Fabales; Fabaceae. The transcript has 7 exons.
UUAUUCAAACGGAUCACUAUUUCUAAAUAGCCAAUUAUAUGGUGUUUCUACGUUGCUUCUGCAUUAAACAGCAUUGAUAUUUAGCUCUAUUCAUGAAUAAUUUAUAUAUCCAAAGUCCAAACAAUAGACACAUGCAAAAGAUAAAAUUCAAUGAAUAUUGAUAUUAUUUCCUUCUUGAUAAAUCUUACAUGUAUACUUCUUCUACCUUCCCUCAAAUUUUCCAUAGCAGUAGAUACUCUUGAUCUCUCUCAAUCCUUCACUAAUGGCAUGACCUUGGUUUCACAAGGUGAAAAAUUUGUACUUGGUUUCUUCAGUCCUAUGAAUUCCAACAAAAGUUACUUGGGGAUUUGGUAUAAGAAUAUUCCAGUACAAACAGUUGUUUGGGUUGCUAAUGGUGUCAAACCUAUCAAUGAUUCCUCCUCCGGAAUCCUAACACUAAACGACACUGGGAACCUUGUCCUUAAACAAAGAGACGAAGUAGUUUGGUAUACAACAUCUCAACAAGGUUCCCUGAAUCCAGUUGCACAACUUUUGGAUUCAGGGAAUCUUGUGAUACGAGGCGAGAAGGAAACAAACCCGGAAGUCUAUUUGUGGCAGAGUUUUGAUUACCCUUCUGAUACAAUACUUCCUGGGAUGAAGUUAGGUUGGAAUCUUAGAACUCAUACGGAAAGGAGAAUGACGUCUUGGAAAAGUCCGGACGAUCCAUCACCAGGAGACUUAUACUGGGGAUCGUUACUUUAUAAUUAUCCUGAACAAUAUCUUAUGCAAGGAACAAAGAAAUAUGUAAGAGUUGGACCAUGGAAUGGAUUGCACUUUAGUGGUGUACCAGAUCAAAAGCCUAACAAUGUUUAUGCUUACAAUUUUGUGUCUAAUAAGGAUGAGAUAUACUAUACAUACAGUAUGUUGAACGAUUCUGUAAUAUCAAGAAUGGAAUUGAAUCAAACGGAUUCAAUUUAUUAUCGAUAUGUAUGGUCCGAAGAUCAACAAAUUUGGAACGUUAUGAAAUCACUACCAAAAGACAGGUGUGACUAUUAUAGAAAAUGUGGAGUCUACGGUAUUUGCACAAUCACAGGCUCGCUAUUAUGCGAAUGCUUAUCAGGGUUUAGCCCUAGGUCUCCAGCUGCUUGGAACUCAUCUGAUUGGUCUCAAGGAUGUGUCCGAAAUAAACCGUUAAACUGUACUAACAAACUCAAUGAUGGAUUUGUGAAAGUGAAAGGUCUGAAAAUUCCAGAUUGUUCACAUACUUGGGUAGAUCAAACAAUAGGUCUAAAUGAAUGUAGACUGAAAUGCUUGAAUAAUUGUUCUUGUACGGCUUAUACUAAUUCUAACAUAACCGGAGAAGGCAGUGGCUGUGUCAUGUGGUUUGGUGAUUUAAUUGAUAUUAGGGAGUUUGAAAAUGAUGGUCAGGAUCUAUAUAUUCGAAUGGAUGCUUCAGAAUUAGGCAAAGAGGGGCAUGAUGGGCUCAAGAAGAAUCUGAUAAGCAUUCUUGCUAGCAUCAUUAUAGCAUCUGGGAUGCUAUUUUUUGGAUAUCGUCUCUACAUACUGCGGCACAGAAUAACUGAGGAUUCAGAAAAUAUUGAACUAGAAGGUGGCAGAGGUAGUGAAGAUGAGGAUGAUCUUGAUCUCCCACUGCUUACAUAUUCAACCUUAGUCACUGCCACUGAUAACUUCUCGAUCAAGAACAAGAUUGGAGAAGGUGGUUUUGGACCUGUAUACAAGGGAAGAUUGGCAAGUCGACAAGAAAUUGCUGUGAAGAGGCUUUCAAGUGACUCUGGCCAAGGAAUUAACGAGUUAAAGAAUGAAGUAAAACUUAUAGCAAAACUUCAACACAGAAAUCUUGUUAAACUUCUUGGCUGUUGCAUCGAGGAAGAACAUCGAAUGCUAGUUUAUGAGUACAUGCCAAACAAUAGCUUAAAUUGGUUGAUUUUUGAUGAUACCAAAAGCAAACUGCUAGAUUGGCCAAAGCGCUUCAACAUUAUUUGCGGAAUUGCCCGAGGUCUUCUUUAUCUUCAUCAAGAUUCUAGACUGAGGAUAAUUCAUAGAGACCUCAAACCAAGCAAUAUUUUGCUUGAUGACAAGUUGAACCCGAAAAUAUCAGAUUUUGGCAUAGCUAGAAUCUUUGGAUUAGAUCAGACUCAUGGAAAUACAAGCCGAGUUGUUGGAACUUAUGGCUACAUGGCACCAGAAUAUGCUGCGGAUGGACUUUUUUCUGUGAAAUCUGAUGUAUUCAGUUUUGGAAUUUUGAUGCUGGAGAUUAUAUGUGGAAAAAGAAGUAGAGGUUUUUAUGUCGAAAACGAAUCUCCUAAUCUUGUCACUCAUGCAUGGAGUUUAUGGAAAGAGGGAAGGGCUUUAGAACUAAUCGACAAAAACAUAAAAGACGCUUGUGUUGAAUCAGAGGCAUUGCGUUGCAUUCAUGUCAGUCUCUUGUGUGUCCAGCAAUUUCCCGAGGAUAGGCCUGGUAUGCCUUCUGUGAUUCUAAUGUUAGGGAGUGACGGUGAAUUUGCGAAGCCGAAAGAGCCUGGUUACUAUGUAAACAAGUAUUCGUUUGCAGAAACUUCGAAGUCAGGUCAAAGUGAAAAGACCAUAACCAAUCAGAUGACUAUCACCUUAUUAGAAGCCAGAUGAAAAAAGGAACAAUAGCUAAUAUCUUCAAUCACAUCAUUUAUGUAGCACCGACAAUUCAUAUUGAAGGCGUGACACAUUAAUGUCUGACACCAACACAAUAUUGACACAUGUAUUACAUUCAAUCACUUCAAUUUUUUGAAAUUAUUACUGAUGUCUAUGUGUUAUAGUCA